CCUCUCAGCCCCGCCCCCGGGGGUCGACCCGCGGCGACGGCCAUGGGACCCGGUUCUUGUGCGGCGCGGCUGCUCCGUGCGGUGGCGUGGACCCGUGCCCCGCACCCUGCGGUCGGCCCGGGGUUGAGCGCGGCACCCAGGUUUCGGCUCCUGGCAGUGGGGCAGCGUCUGACCAGACUAACGCUCGGCCAAGCCUGCCUGAGCCCUGAGUGUGCGCGUCGCCUGCACUGUGGGCCGGGGCUGGACGAGCAGACAGUCCCCGAAGGACGCCCGGGGCCGGGCCCCGCAGAUCAUAACGGUCCUAAGUUUGACAUCGAUCUGCUGGUUUCCCUUCUGAGGCAAGAAAAUGCAAGAGACAUUUGUGUGAUCAAAGUUCCUCCAGAAAUGAAAUACACGGAUUACUUUGUGAUUGGUAGUGGAACUUCCACCCGACAUCUACAUUCUAUGGCGUACUACAUUGUGAAAAUGUACAAACACCUAAAGAGUAAAAGUGAGUCUCACGUCAAAAUUGAAGGGAAGGACACUGAUGACUGGCUCUGUGUGGACUUUGGCAGCAUGGUGAUUCAUUUGAUGCUUCCAGAAACCAGAGAAACCUAUGAAAUAGAGAAAUUAUGGACCUUACGUUCUUAUGAUGAUCAGUUAGCUGAGAUACCACCUGAGUCACUACCUGAAGACUUCAUUCUUGGAACAGAAGAUGACACUUCGUCCCUGACUCCAGUGGAGUUCAAAUAUGAAUAAAAUGACUAUCUGUGUUAAUCA
Erinaceus europaeus (western European hedgehog) is the source of this 759-nucleotide messenger RNA. It is a transcript of the gene MALSU1, whose product is annotated as mitochondrial assembly of ribosomal large subunit 1. Gene Ontology annotation, molecular function: ribosomal large subunit binding. NCBI's taxonomy places the organism in Eukaryota, Metazoa, Chordata, Mammalia, Eulipotyphla, Erinaceidae. Gene Ontology annotation, cellular component: mitochondrion. Bases 43 to 738 code for a protein of 231 amino acids. The record is from RefSeq and is a predicted model, not a curated record. The transcript is spliced from 4 exons. Gene Ontology annotation, biological process: negative regulation of ribosome biogenesis; negative regulation of translation.